AUUGCAAUUGGUUGAAGAGACCGUUCGAACCAGCAAGCAGAAAAGCUAUUGGUUGGCUCUGGAAGCUCGAGGAAUCCUCAUUCAUCCGCUUGGCGUUGCUUCGUGGUUUAUUGUUUCUCUCCGUUUCGAAAUAGAACAGGGAAAAGUCACCGGCGACAUGGCAGGAGGAAAGGCUGGAAAGGACAGUGGUAAAGCUAAGGCAAAGGCUGUUUCUCGCUCCCAGAGGGCUGGACUCCAGUUCCCGGUGGGUCGUAUCCACAGACACCUGAAAACCAGGACCACCAGCCAUGGCAGAGUGGGAGCCACCGCAGCCGUCUACAGCGCCGCCAUCUUGGAGUACCUCACCGCUGAAGUGUUGGAGUUGGCAGGGAACGCCUCCAAGGAUCUGAAGGUGAAGCGUAUCACUCCACGUCACUUACAGCUGGCCAUCCGCGGAGAUGAGGAAUUGGACUCGCUCAUCAAGGCUACCAUCGCUGGAGGAGGUGUGAUCCCUCACAUCCACAAGUCUCUGAUUGGAAAGAAGGGCCAACAGAAGACUGCAUAGAGGAAGUGACCUCCCACAUCACCAGGAAGGAAUGGGCAGCCAUGUUCAUUUUGUUUCUCAUAUUUUUGGGGGGGAAAUUUUGUAACCAUAGUUGUAGUCUCUCGAGGGAGAUGUGUAGUCUUUGAGGUAUGUGUUGAUUUGUACUGUUUUAAAGGGGUGUGUUUUAGGGUAGGGUUUUUUGCAGACAAGAAACUUGUGCAAUAACCACGUUUCCAUCCACAGUUUUUAUGCGAGUAAAGUCAUAAUAUAAAAAACCAAGACAGCAGUGAUGGAAACAGGAAUUUUCGGUACAAUUUUAUAAAUGCCAAUAGACAAUUUGUUCGUUUGACAUGGUGGGAUCUUUUUGUGUUGGUAAAAUGUAUGAUGUGAGAAAUGCCAGUGAAAACUCCUUUAUGCACAAAUAUUGAUAAGAAGAAACCAUGCAUUUUAUUAGGCUACAGAUUAAAUUUUAUGAUGAACUUCA
Molecule: messenger RNA, 1007 nt
Organism: Oncorhynchus keta (chum salmon)
Lineage: Eukaryota; Metazoa; Chordata; Actinopteri; Salmoniformes; Salmonidae
Product: histone H2A.V
Exons: 5
Coding region: 158-544 (128 amino acids)
Cellular component (GO): nucleosome
Molecular function (GO): structural constituent of chromatin; DNA binding; protein heterodimerization activity
Source: RefSeq, a predicted model, not a curated record